AUGGACAAGAUGAAAAUGGAGUUGGAUGCGAUCAAGAGUGAAUUAUCCCAAAUUCAUACGCAACAGUCAGCUCCCCCAAGACCGUCUAACCCUGACGUAUUUGUUGCACGUGUUAGCACGAAAGAGAGUUGUGCUGAAGCUGCUAAUAAUGUUGUUGGUAACGAGCGGUCUACAUUUGAUACAUGUAGUAUGGGCUUCUACAUUGUUUGUGGUGACAGUACACAGCUGGUGGCAGGGGGAAAGGUCUUUGGAGUAGGUGGCAUGAUACACACUGUUGCUUAUGGAGAUGAUGUAGUAAGGGUGUGUGUUGACACUGUAUACGAUGGUGAAGCCAUUGUCCCGUUACCCACUUCAGAGAUUCAGUAUGUCAGGGACGUCGUGAACUCAUUCAUUGGAUGGCCCAGACAUCUAGUGAAACCUUUAUCUUAUGAUUCUGACCUUAAUGUGCGGAAGCCAGUUGAACAUAGUAGUGAUGCAAAGCUUGCAGGUGAAUCCGAUCCAUUGGGAGAGUUGAUGAAGAUAUUGUUUUAUGUGUACCAGAAUCCAGUGGAAGUGCCGUGGGAGGCGAACCAAUUUGGACUUCCUGAGAUUGGGGCAAAAUUUUACAUCACACAUGCAGAUCUAGCGGAAAUAAUAUCAGGUGACAAGUGUUUAAACAUAGCGAUACUACAAUUAUGGACCAUAUUUAUGAAUGAGUGCGGUAGAAGCAAAGCUGAUCAGUCACUAUAUGGUUUGUUGGAGCCUCAAUCUAUACAAAAUGCUAAGGAAAGACGACAACAAUGCCAACAAUACAUUGAAACAUGGGUCAAGGAAUCACAAAGGCAGUUGUAUUUAGGAGCUUACUUGAAUCAGUAA
Glycine soja is the source of this 855-nucleotide messenger RNA. RefSeq lists its product as uncharacterized. The transcript is spliced from 3 exons. The record is from RefSeq and is a predicted model, not a curated record. NCBI's taxonomy places the organism in Eukaryota, Viridiplantae, Streptophyta, Magnoliopsida, Fabales, Fabaceae. Bases 1 to 855 code for a protein of 284 amino acids.